GUUACAGGGAUUUAUGACCGGUAAGAUUAAUGAUGUCAAGUACAGUCCAGUCAAGAUUUACCUUGGUGCCAAACCACACAUAGAUGCUCUUUCCUUCUAGCAAUGGAAGUUUCAGUGGCUGGUUUUGCACUGAGCGUUGUCCUUGUUGGCCUACUGAGUUGUUCAUGGAGUGUACUCAACUGGGUGUGGCUGAGGCCAAAGAGACUUGAAAGAUUGUUGAGACAACAAGGCUUUCAGGGAAAUUCCUACAAGUUUUUCUAUGGAGACGUGAAGGAGAGUUCUGCAAUGUUGAGAGAAGCAAAAUCUAAGCCAAUGAAACUCUCGACCUGUCAUGAUAUAGCCCCAAGAGUCAUCCCGUUUGUGCAUCGAACUGUCAACAUCCAUGGCAAAAAUUCUUUCACUUGGCUUGGUCCCAAACCAAAGGUGAACAUUACUAAUCCAGAAGAUCUGAAAGAUAUCUUCACCAAAUAUGAUGAUUUUCCGAAGCUAGCACCCAUUUAUAAAAAGUUGCUAGCAGCAGGAUUUGCAACAGAUGAAGGUGAAAAAUGGGCUAGACACCGAAAGAUUAUCAACCCAGCCUUCCAUAUGGAGAAGCUAAAGUCUAUGUUACCAGCGUUUCACCAAAGUUGUAAUGGGAUGAUUAAAGAAUGGGAAAGCUUGGUUUCCAAAGAGGGUUCAUGUGAGUUGGAUGUUUGGCCUAGUCUCCAAAGUUUAUCAGAUGAUGUGCUUUGUCGAACAUCAUUUGGAAGUAGCUAUGAAGAAGGAAAGUAUAUAUUUGAACUCUUGAAAGAGCAGGCAGUACUUUCAAUAAAAGCUUUACAAAGUGUUAACAUUCCAGGAUGGAGGUUUGUACCAACUAAGAUGAACAAGAAGAUGAUGUUGAUUGAUAAAGAAAUUAAAUGUUUACUCAAGGGAAUUAUAAAUAAAAGAGAAGAGGCCAUUAAGGCUGGUGAACCCUCUAAAGACGACCUACUAAGUCUACUUCUGGAAUCCAAUCUCAAGGAAAUUCAUGAACAUAGGAACAACAAAAACUUUGGGUUGAGUAUUGAAGAAGUUAUCGAGGACUGUAAGCUGUUUUACUUUGCUGGGCAAGAGACAACCGCGGUGCUGCUUGUUUGGACAAUGAUUUUACUUGGCCAAUAUCAGAACUGGCAAACUUGUGCGCGAGAAGAGGUUCUACAAGUCUUUGGAAGCAACAAACCAGACUUUGAUGGGUUAACUCACCUAAAAAUUGUGACCAUGAUUUUACGUGAAGUUCUCCGAUUAUAUCCAGCGGCAGUCGUGAUUUCUCGAAACACUUACAAGGAAACGCAACUUGGAAAAUUAUCUUUACCAGCUGGAGUCGAAAUCUCAUUGCCCAUACUCCUUGUUCACCAUGACGAAGAAUUGUGGGGUGAUGAUGCAAAGGAGUUCAAGCCAGAGAGAUUUGCAGAAGGAGUUUCAAAGGUUACAAAGGGCCAACUUUCAUACUUUCCCUUCGGAGGUGGUCCACGGGUUUGCAUUGGUCAAAACUUUGCUAUGAUUGAAACAAAACUCGCCUUAUCAUUGAUAUUACAGCACUUCACCUUUGAGCUUUCUCCAUCCUAUGCUCAUGCCCCUUCCUCAAUAGCAAGUCUUCAGCCACAAUAUGGUGCUCAUCUCAUUUUGCAUCAACGUACGCUGAUUGGUAAUGAAUUUUGA
Molecule: messenger RNA, 1680 nt
Organism: Rosa chinensis
Lineage: Eukaryota; Viridiplantae; Streptophyta; Magnoliopsida; Rosales; Rosaceae
Product: cytochrome P450 CYP72A219
Exons: 6
Coding region: 103-1680 (525 amino acids)
Molecular function (GO): oxidoreductase activity, acting on paired donors, with incorporation or reduction of molecular oxygen; iron ion binding; monooxygenase activity
Source: RefSeq, a predicted model, not a curated record